UGCAACUCUGUGCGUACUUUUAGAAAUGAGAGAGCUCAUAGCUCAUAGCCCAUUGCGAAGUUUGGUUGGAGGCGGCCACGCAACAAUUCCAAACCGGAGAGCCGCAACUCCACACCAUCAUCUUUCUCCUUGAGGGUCCAUCUUUCUCAAGUUGCUUGCUGAAGGCGGAUAGAUAAGAGCUUGCAUUUAUCGGCAUCAUGACAGCCAGCUUUGCAGUUCCCUUUGUGGCUUCCAACCCUACCUCUUGGGGCCCCCCUGAUCUGGACGAUGCCAAUCCGAAUGACGCUCCCAUGGGCGGCAAUGUGGUGAAGUUUGCCUCCCUUCCGUACUCUCCCUUUGGUCGUUCGGAUCGUUUGGGUCGUUGUGCCGACUUUACCCAGGGUGGUCGCCAUCAACAAUACCAUCGUGGAGAUGGCUUUAACCGCCGAGGCGCCACUGCCAGUUCCAAACAAGAUUUCAUGCGUCGGAUUGCCGAAGAAGAAGCGGCCGACAAUGACGAAGCCUUCCAGUUGGUCGAUACCACCAAGACAGCCACUACCAAACGCUUUGUCAAUCCCACGGCUCGCAGACGCCAACAUUCCGCUCGAUUGCGACAAAUCAAUGCCCGACGUCAAGCGGCAGGAGGAGGACCCGGGGCCAAUAUUGGCGUGGACAAACUCACAUCGACGGGAGGCGGUCGAGGAGGUGGCGGACGCGGUGGUGGCGGCCGUGGUGGUGGUCGUGGAGGAUAUCGUAGUUACGGACGUGGAUACAACAAUCGCGUGGAUCGACAGGCAUCUGUGGCGGUGGGCAAUGACUGGAAGAAGGUGGAAGAAUUGGAUCUCGCCAAACUUACCAAACACAUGGUGGCUUCUACCGAAGUGCCCAAUCCAGAAGAUGUUCUCUGGUGUGGAUUCUUGGAUCCUUACCAUGAAGCAUAUGACAAGAUUACCGCUCGUCAGGCUCCCAGUUUGAAGAGAAUGGAAAACAAAGAGUUCUAUCCUGUUACUACCACCGACGAUCCGGUCUUGGAGAAAUUGGCCAUUGAUGGAUUGGGGCAGGUCUUUAUUACCGAUACCAUCCUGGCUCAUCUCAUGACGUGUACUCGCAGUGUGUAUCCUUGGGAUCUUGUCAUUACCAAGUUGCAAAAUGGAAAGCUCUUGUUCUUUGAUAAGAGAGAUUCUUCCUCCUUUGAUUAUCUGACUGUUAAUGAAACCUCGUACAAUCCACCUACUGAUGAAAAUGGCAACAUCAACACCCCGGAACGAUUGGGGUUGGAGGCAACCAUGAUCAAUCAAAACUUUUCGCAACAAAUCCUCAAAAAGAGCGGACGAAAAGAAUUUGGAAUGCCAAACCCAUUCUUCGACGAAGAUGACGCCGAUGGCAUGGAACCAGCCAGUGUCGCCUAUCGAUACCGAAAAUUCAAACUCGAUGACAGUUCUACAUUGGUGUGCCGUACCGAAUUGCACGGAUUGGUCAAAAAGUCGCAGUACAUGACGGCCUUUGCGCUCAACGAAUACACACCGGCAGUGGCACCCACCACCAACACCAAUCUCGUUAACUGGCGUGACAAGAUUGAUUCCCAACGUGGUGCCGUCUUGGCCACCGAACUCAAGAACAACUCGUUCAAGUUGGCCAAGUGGACCGCGCAGUCCCUGCUGGCCGGUGCCGAGCAAAUGAAGAUUGGGUUUGUCUCGCGAAAGGAACCCAAGAAUGCCUAUGAACAUCAGAUUCUGGCCACGCAGUUCUACCGUCCCAAGGAUUUUGCCACGCAAAUCACGUUAUCGGAAGGACAAAUGUGGGCCAUGAUUCGAAUGUUUGUGCAAUUGUUGCAGAAACAGGAAGACGGCAAGUACGUGUUGAUGAGGAAUCCCAACAAGGCCGUGUUGCUCCUCUACAAGGUUCCCAUGGACACGUUCGAGGACGAAGAGUAGAUGGUUCGUUCGUUCGUUCCGUUGGAGUGUAGCAAGGAGCACCCAACUAAUUACUAUUAGUAGAAGGAUCAUGCACUGAUUUUCCCGGUAGCUUUU
Seminavis robusta is the source of this 2009-nucleotide messenger RNA. NCBI's taxonomy places the organism in Eukaryota, Bacillariophyta, Bacillariophyceae, Naviculales, Naviculaceae. The record is from the annotation of a GenBank genome assembly.